AUGAAUGAUAUCUUCAACUCGUUUCAUUUGAGUCCAAAAGAUGACUCGAGCAGUCCUGCUUCAGUGAUGCAACAACAACAACAACAAGGAUCUCCAACAAUAACAUCACUUCAUACUUGUAGUCCAAUCGGAAGUAAGAGCAGCGGAAGCACCAAGGCAUCACAACUUAAGAGUUAUUUUUCAAGCAGCAAUCAUGGGGCUGCCUCUACUGACAUUAGUCCAUAUUCAUCCAAUGACGGAACAGAGAAUGACCAUCCUCUUCAAAACACAGAUCAACUGGCAUCAUUUCUGGAAGAUGAUAGCAAUUUAGAUCCCACUGUACAAAAAACAAAGGCUGAUAUUUCCACUUUGGAUGAAUCCUUAUUCUCCUUUAUUAGCAAUCCAGAAAACUUUUCUGAACCCAAACCUCAAGAACACUCUCUAAUGUAUACAGUAGAACCUUCUCCUAUAGUGCAGCCUUCCUCACGACAUUCCUCUCAUAAAAACUCUGUACAAAACGAUACGGAUAUGCUUCAGAGUUUUAUCACUACGUGCGAAAGUUUGACUCAGUAUUUGGAUGGAGAUUCAUUAGGAAGCAUUGAGGACUUUUUUGUUGGAUCUUGCUAUGAUAUUUCAAAGUUGGACGUGGAGGAAAUGGUCAAGAUAUUCCAAGAUACAUAUGGAACGAGCAAUCUUGAGUCGAAAAGAAGAUUUUCGAACAUGGUUUGCACAAAAAUAAUGCCACUAGUGGAUGAGGUUGUUCAAAACAACGAGCAGUUCAUAGAGGAAACCAUUAAGAAAGAGAUCCAAAAAGACACAGGCGGAAACAACCAAAAAUUAUUGCAUCUUCUGAUGAUAUUUGCUGCCCUUCAGAGUAAAUCUAUUAAAGCACAUAAGAAGCAAAUAGAAAUGAUUAAGAAUGACGAAGUUGCAACAACAGCCAAGGCCCUAGCAGAUCAUGCAAAGAAGAUCAAAGAGUUUGUUUGUACAAUCCAAACAAAGGAUCAAAUAAUAGAAAAAAUUUCAAAAGACAAUGAAAAUCUGUUGGCCGAAUUGAAUGCUGGUUGUCAAGAAAUUGAAACCCUUGGAAGAAAGGUGAAGAAUCUAAAAAAUUACAACAAAGAUUUUGAACAAAAUCUGGAGCAGAAACAACAAGAAAUUGAAACCGUGAGGCGGGAUAUGUUUGCCUUAAAAUCAGAGUUGCUAGAACGCGUUGAAAGGAUGUCUCUUCAACAUCAAAGUGAGAUUAAACAGAUGAGCAUGAUGAUAUCUUUAGAAAGCAAAAAUGCAGAUAAUGCUGCGGUUGAGGAAUAUAAAAAAGAGGUGAAGCGGCUUGAGCUCAUGCUGUUAAAGAAAGAAAAACAGAUUGAAAGUCAGAUCGAAAGAGAAAUAGAACUAAAGAACACAAUGCGAGAAAUGCAUGAGCGCUACACGGAAGCAGUUUCAAAGGUGAAUGAAAUUUCGAAACCAAGAGAAGUACCUCUUCAAGAUCAACAUGUCUCGUCUCUCAAUUUAACAACAGAGCUUUCUGAAGCCUUGAAAGAGAUGCGAGGCAUUAAAGAUCAUUUUUCUUCGCUUUUGGAGAAGGCCGUGGCUGUACAACAAAGCACAGUUGACUCACAAUCCAUCGUUACUAAGAAAGAGCUUGAUGAGUUACGAAGAAAACUUGAGAUGUAUCAAAUAGAGCUUUCUUUGGAUCCAGAUGGAAGCAAGGAAGAAAUGAAAGAGCUCAAAUCAAGCUUGGAAAGAGUGAAGGCACAAAAGGAUAUGCUUUGUGAGGAAAUUAAGAAUUUAAACCAAGAGUUAGCAACUCUUAGAGUUAUUUCACAAGAGAGAUCGUUUGAAAAGCAAAGAUAUGAAACAAAAAUUGCAGAACUUGUCGAAAAUCAGAAAGCACGAGAAGAAAAAUACAAAAAAUUGAAGAAGCAAUUAUUCAAAAUGAAGAAUAAGGAAUACCAUUUUGUGAAAGAACAGUCGUCUCUUGAGCUUAAAGCUGCAAAGCUUGUCGAUCACAAUCAAGAGCUGCUGUUAAGGGUGAAGUCUCUCGAGCAACAAAACCUAUUGACCGAGAACAAGAGAAUUCGCUUGUCUGUGGACUUGGCUGGCGCGACUGGGGAACAUGAGCUCUUACUGCAACAAAAUAAGACAAUAUCUAAAUUGCCACUGAAAGAUGCAAAAACAGACCAACCUAGUAUAGAUGGACAGAGGAUUCGAGAACUGGAACAGCUAGUUCAGAGACUGAAGGAAGAAAAUGAUUUGCUUAAAAAGCCAGGAUCAAUACAGAACUCUUCUCCAAAAAGAAUCAUCUCUGAAUCCAUCACGGAGAAGACACCAAUCGAAAAGUCAGAUAUUCCAACGAUUUCUGUAGAGAAGACUGAAAAGGAAGAUGACAGAAAGGAAGAAGUGUCAUACCGAGUGAUUCCAAUCGUCAAAAGAAAGCCUCUUCAACCAAGCCAGUUGAACAACGUUCCUCCAUCCGCCAAUAACGGAGUCAAGAUUACGAAAAAAGUGCCAACUAUUGCAGAAGGAAAGGAAAACAAUGUUGUCUCAUCAUUGAGAUAG
Naegleria fowleri is the source of this 2541-nucleotide messenger RNA. RefSeq lists its product as uncharacterized. Lineage: Eukaryota; Heterolobosea; Eutetramitea; Acrasida; Naegleriidae. The record is from RefSeq and is a predicted model, not a curated record. The transcript is spliced from 3 exons. The coding region runs from base 1 to 2541 and encodes 846 amino acids.